Molecule: messenger RNA, 1471 nt
Organism: Ochotona princeps (American pika)
Lineage: Eukaryota; Metazoa; Chordata; Mammalia; Lagomorpha; Ochotonidae
Product: AP-1 complex subunit mu-2
Exons: 12
Coding region: 155-1432 (425 amino acids)
Biological process (GO): intracellular protein transport; vesicle-mediated transport
Cellular component (GO): clathrin adaptor complex; clathrin-coated vesicle
Molecular function (GO): clathrin-cargo adaptor activity
Source: RefSeq, a predicted model, not a curated record
GCGGCCGCGCCGGGGGGGCCAGGUGAGGCCAACCCGUCUCAUCCAUCGCUCCAGGCAUGGAUCCGCCCAGGAGGUACUAAACGGCCGCUGGGUGGCAGCGAACAGGAAGGAGGAAGCAGCUGCCGCCGCCCUGAGCUCCGUCCCCGCCGCCACCAUGUCGGCCUCAGCUGUCUUUAUUCUGGACGUCAAGGGCAAGCCUCUGAUUAGCCGCAACUACAAGGGCGACGUGCCCAUGAGCGAAAUCGAGCACUUCAUGCCCUUGCUCAUGCAGCAUGAGGAAGAGGGCUCCCUGGCCCCGCUGCUGAGCCACGGCCGGGUCCACUUCCUGUGGAUCAAACACAGCAACCUGUACUUGGUGGCCACCACGCUGAAGAACGCCAACGCCUCGCUGGUGUAUUCCUUCCUUUAUAAGACGGUGGAGGUCUUCUGCGAGUACUUCAAGGAGCUGGAGGAGGAGAGUAUCCGCGACAACUUCGUCAUCGUCUACGAGCUGCUGGACGAGCUCAUGGACUUCGGCUUCCCGCAGACCACGGACAGCAAGAUCCUGCAGGAGUACAUCACGCAGCAGGGCAACAAGCUGGAGACGGGCAGGUCGCGGGUGCCGCCCACCGUGACCAACGCCGUGUCCUGGCGCUCUGAGGGUCUCAAGUACAAGAAGAACGAGGUGUUCAUCGACGUCAUUGAGUCGGUGAACCUGCUGGUCAGCGCCAACGGGAGCGUGCUGCUCAGCGAGGUGGUGGGCAGCAUCAAGCUCAAGGUCUUCCUGUCGGGCAUGCCUGAGCUGCGGCUGGGCCUCAACGACCGCGUGCUCUUCGAGCUCACUGGCCUUUCAGGCAGCAAGAACAAGUCGGUGGAGCUGGAGGACGUGAAGUUCCACCAGUGCGUGCGGCUCUCGCGCUUCGACAACGACCGCACCAUCUCCUUCAUCCCGCCCGACGGCGACUUCGAACUCAUGUCCUACCGCCUCAACACGCAGGUGAAGCCGCUCAUCUGGAUCGAGUCUGUUAUUGAGAAGUUUUCCCACAGCCGCGUGGAGAUCAUGGUCAAGGCCAAGGGCCAGUUUAAGAAGCAGUCGGUGGCCAACAGCGUGGAGAUCUCUGUGCCCGUGCCCAGCGAUGCCGACUCCCCUCGCUUCAAGACCAGCGUGGGCAGUGCCAAGUACGUGCCUGAGAAGAACGUGGUCAUUUGGAGCAUCAAAUCCUUCCCGGGUGGCAAGGAGUAUCUGAUGCGAGCUCAUUUCGGCCUGCCCAGCGUGGAGAAGGAGGAGGUGGAGGGCCGACCUCCCAUCGGGGUCAAGUUUGAGAUCCCCUACUUCACGGUCUCCGGGAUCCAGGUCCGAUACAUGAAAAUUAUUGAGAAGAGUGGGUACCAGGCUCUGCCCUGGGUACGCUACAUCACUCAGAGUGGAGAUUACCAACUUCGAACCAGCUAGGAGGGAGAGGAUGUCUGGGGCCCUUCCGCUCUGUGACCC